UUGACCAAAAAAAGAAACGCAACCAUUUCGUCACUGCUGCCGACUCCCACCGCCAUCUCACAGUCCUCUAUAAAACGGCCACCCACUUUGUACACAGACACAUUCUGCGCCAAAUUCUGAUUGCCAAAAAAAACAAAAAAACAAAAAAUCUCUGCAGAGAACCAAAAAUGGCGUACAAGCAUGAGGAACUUCCUCCACCGUUGGAUUCCACUUCCUCCCCUCCUCCUCUCUUUGACGGCACUACAAGGCUGUACGUAAAUUACACAUGUCCAUUUGUACAGCGGGUUUGGAUCACUAGGAACUAUAAGGGUUUGCAAGACAAGAUUAAGUUAGUGGGUAUAGAUCUUGAAAACAGGCCUGCUUGGUACAAGGAAAAAGUCUACCCCGGAAACAAGGUACCAUCUCUGGAGCACAAUGGAAAAGUCAUUGGAGAAAGUCUUGAUCUGAUCAAAUACCUCGAAAGCAACUUUGAGGGGCCUUCACUUGUCCCCAGUGAUGACCCUGAGAGAAAAAAGUUUGGCGAAGAAUUAUUAACUUAUGUUGAUACCUUCGUGGGGUCCUUGUAUCGCUCAUUGAAAGGAGACACGGUAAAAGCAGCUGAUGAGCAGUUUGAUUACUUGGAAAAUGCUCUUAAGAAAUUUGACGAUGGGCCAUAUCUUCUGGGUCAGUUCAGUUUGGUGGACAUAGCCUAUAUCCCAUUCGUUGAGAAGUUCCAAGUCUUCUUAUCAGACGUGUUCAAGUAUGACAUCACAGCUGGGAGGCCUAAACUAGCAGCAUUCUUGGAGGAAAUCAACAAGAUUGAGGCAUACAAGGUAACCAAAGCUGAUCCAAAGGAGAUUGUUGCAGAAUACAAGAAGAAAUUCCUGGAGCAACAGUAAACCUGUGAAAUAUUCUGCUGCGGACGCCGUAUAAAUAAGUGGCUGAGCACAUCAACAGAUUGUUCGUCAGCUUAAUUAUGUAUGCAGAUUAUGUAGUCUUGUUAUAGAUACGGACUUGUGUGUAUUUGGAUAUUUGUCUUUGUUACAUUAAUAAAAUUCGGGUCCUCGGAUUCUGUUCGGUGUUCGGGUCCA
Molecule: messenger RNA, 1070 nt
Organism: Malus domestica (apple)
Lineage: Eukaryota; Viridiplantae; Streptophyta; Magnoliopsida; Rosales; Rosaceae
Product: glutathione S-transferase L3-like
Biological process (GO): protein glutathionylation
Molecular function (GO): glutathione transferase activity
Source: RefSeq, a predicted model, not a curated record